Corylus avellana is the source of this 3449-nucleotide messenger RNA. Its product is annotated as lipase class 3 family protein. The record is from RefSeq and is a predicted model, not a curated record. Lineage: Eukaryota; Viridiplantae; Streptophyta; Magnoliopsida; Fagales; Betulaceae. Gene Ontology annotation, biological process: lipid metabolic process.
GAUUUCAAUGGCAUUGAGCUGACAGCAUCAAAAUCAUACACAAUCACCAGAUUCCCCGCCCCCUAUAAAAUAGCCCUCCACUUGAAAACUAUCCCAUUUCGUAGAAACGAUACGAAAGCCCACGCCAUGAAAAUCCCAAGGUGCCUGGAGAAUUUUCCACAAUAAUCCCCAUUCAAUCUUAGCAUUGAAGGGCAAAUGCAAUGUGUGUGUCCACGCUGAAGAACCUGAGAUGGGCGGUCAUGGUAUUGGGACUUUCCAACGCGGCGGUGGUCCUUCUGGGUGGGUUUCUCGUGAUUCUCGCUUACCGGUCUUGUGACCGGCGACACGUAUUUCCGUUCGUGGCCGUCUCGUUGAUCGCUGGGAUCAGAAUUGUGGCAAUCGUGCCGAGCGGGAUCGCCCAAGAAGCCACCGCCAAGACCAUUCUCGAGUCUCCCGCUGAGAGCCCCCCUGCCGUCCUCGACGCCGUCAUUCGCCACAAGAGACGGAUGAGGUAUAAAAAAUGGCUUUGGUGGACCCGGUUUGCGAUGGUAAUUACAGUGCUGCAAGUUGUUGGUGCAACUUAUCUUAUGUUCCAUAUCACUAAACAUAUAUCUCAUGAUGGAACAUCGAAUGAUUGUGUUUUAGGGAUUUUUUCAAACAGUAUCUGGUGGAAGCAAAUAUUACUGGUUUUAUUUAUGAUCAUGGUGUGUUUUGUCACACUAGUUCCGUGUUUUACGGGAUCUGAUAUUCUUAAAUGGAGAUCUUACUAUGCAACCCAAGAUAAUGCUUGGAAAGCUCACUACAGGGAAGUAUUCGAUAAUGGCAUGCGUGAGGCUUUGUGCUGUAUGGGGCGUGUCAAAUACUUGAGUGUGUUAGAGGAAGAUGAAGUUUAUUCUGUUGCAAGACUAUUGGGUGAUCUUGUUGCUUACCGUGCAUCAGGAACUGGGCAUUUGGAAAUCUUGGCAGGUUUAGCCUUAUUGCAGAGACAAAGUCAACCCUCUAACUCAUUUGAAGAUUCCAUGGAGGCACCUGAAGAACGGAUUCAGGAGGCUGCAGCUCUUCAUAAAUUUGCCGAAGCUGCCUACACGGGUCCAUUACUCGAUUUUGGAAGAAAUCCUUUCUUAUUCCCUUGUGCAUGGCUUUAUAGGCAAGGGGUUUUGACUCCAUGGAUGCGUAACAGGCGGCCCAUACUUGGAGGUGAUAAUUGGUGGCGAGGCCAUGCGGCAGCCUUUCUAAAAUAUGUCAAUUUAACCCCAGAAGUACUUAGGCAAGGGCGUGUUAACCAGGCAAAAUGUGAAGCUGCAUACUUCAUUGUGGUUCUGCAUCAGUUAAGAUUGGUAGUGAUUGCUGUAAGAGGAACUGAGACCCCUGAAGAUCUCAUCACCGAUGGGUUAUGUAAGGAAUGCAUCCUUUCUUCAGAAGACUUGGAUGGAUUGAUGAAUAGCAGUCAUGUUCACCCAGAUGUGAAGCAUAGUGUGGACUCAUCUCUCCCACACUAUGGGCACUCAGGUAUACUAGAGGCUGCACGAGAGCUUUUCAUGCAAAUUGAUGGGAAUCCUGGUGACACUGAUGCAGAGUCUAAAUCAAGUGGCUUUCUUUCCUCAUUGCUUGGAGCUGGAUGUGAGUGUGAUGGUUACGAUGUUCGCAUAGUGGGGCAUUCUCUUGGAGGUGCUAUUGGUGCAUUGCUAGGAAUCAAACUUUAUCGCCAAUACAAAAAUUUACACGUCUACGCAUAUGGGCCCCUUCCAUGUGUGGAUUCAGUUGUAGCAAAUGCUUGUUCAGAAUUUGUUACAAGCAUUGUACACAACAGUGAAUUUUCUUCUCGCCUUUCAGUUGGAUCAAUCCUGCGUCUUCGUGCAGCUGCAAUUACUGCACUGUCACAAGAUACCAAAACUGAUACAGCCAUGAUUUUCCGACUUGCACGUCGGUUUCUGUAUGUGAGCAAGUACCAGAGAAACAGGACUGAGGUCAAGGAUGCGUACUCUGGGACCAUCAUGGCCGAAGAUCUCAGCCACCCCAAUUAUGGAAGGAGCGAGGGAGAGGAGCAAGGGUUUUCCCUCUGGAAUGAGGCUGACAAGAAGGAUGUUGUUAUUAAAGUUGAUCAUCAUGAAUUCACUGUUCCUUUUGCAACCAAUAUAAAUACAUUAGAUGACCCCAUUUCUCAGUUUAUGGAGACUGUCCGAAGAUCUGAAAACACUUCAGCUGAGGAUCCACCAGAAAUGUUUCUACCAGGCCUUGUAAUUCAUAUAGUACCACAUCAAAGAAGCUUACAUAUAUCUUUGCGUGAAGGCUAUACCAUGCCAGAGAAGGCAAGUUACAAAGCUUACAUAGCAAACAGAGAAAGCUUCAAAGAUAUUAUUGUGUCACCAUCUAUGUUUCUCGACCAUCUCCCUUGGAGAUGUCAUUAUGCAAUGCAAAAAGUAUUGGAAGCUCAAAGUGCUCAAGGAAGUUGGUCAUAUUUUGCUGUCAACAACGACUAUGGUGGUUUUGGUGGGUUCAAUGGCUUCUCUUUCGAUCUCCAUCAAAAACAUGUGAAACAGCUACAAAAUCGACAGCUGCUAGAGGAAUCAAAAUAUGUUUUUCGACAAUAGUUCUUUUGGCUUCCAAUUUAAAAAACAAAACCAACUAUUAAGUUUGCAAUGAGUCUUAAGGAACAUUUUGUAACAUUCAAUUAUUAAGCGUGUGCUUUCAUAGAUGGUAUGUGUUGGUACAUUUUCCGGUAUGGUGGACCCAAGGGGUGAAAUUGUAAUUCUAGAUGCUUCUUCUCCUUCAAUCUGCAAGGCAAAAACAAAAACGGGGCUAAGAGAAUAUGCCAGGAGUGUUCCGGUGAAUCCUCCUCCGAUACUAAAGUUAGCUCCUUUCGUGUUUAAUGAGAAGGAAUCAUGUACCUGUCUUCUUGAUAUCCUGGCCCUUUUAUAGAUUGAAUUUGCACACGUAGUUGUGGUGACUGAACGGAGGAUCCGGGAUUUGACCGUGAUGAACGGGAAGGCUGAUAUUACUGUUCCCUGACUGUUAUGGUUAAUGUGAAACUACUCCUGCAAUCAAUAUGAGUCUCGAGAAUGGCGCGUAACUACUACUGCGAUCAAUAUCAAUUUGAUGGUUCCUGCAAUUGAUACAUAUCCCGAGAGUAGCACGUAACUGUUAUUGCAUUCAAUGUCAAUCCAAUGAUGAAUUGUAACCGUAAUCAAUGAGUAUCCGAGAAUACAUGUAACCGUCGAUGUGAUCAGUAUGUUUUAUUCUUGUAGCUAUCGUACUAAAUGAUAUGUAGAGUAGACCUUGCCAGGUCUAGGCCCAUGGAUCUAAGUCCCAAAUUUAUGUGUAACAAAGAUAUUUCAACUCUAAAUGCUACAGUCAUGAAGAAUAUUUUUGUACAAUUCAAAACAUUUAACUUUUCUAUGAUUAACAAGAAAAAUGUUCAAAAUUACACCAGUUGAUAGAUCUAAAGAACAAAAAGAGAACAAAAGAAAAUA